Molecule: messenger RNA, 2391 nt
Organism: Hemibagrus wyckioides
Lineage: Eukaryota; Metazoa; Chordata; Actinopteri; Siluriformes; Bagridae
Gene: serinc1
Product: serine incorporator 1
Exons: 10
Coding region: 108-1487 (459 amino acids)
Cellular component (GO): membrane
Source: RefSeq, a predicted model, not a curated record
CAACAUGUUGACUUUUACAGUGAAAUGAAGACACUGCGCCGUGUGUGUCUCUGUAAACACACCGCAGCCAUCUUCAGUAUUUUGCAGUCAGACUCCGCAGUGAAAACAUGGGGGGUGUUCUUGGGCUUUGUUCUAUGGCGAGUUGGAUCCCCUGCCUUUGUGGCAGUGCUCCUUGCCUCCUGUGCAGAUGCUGCCCCAGUGGAAACAACUCCACGGUCACUCGCCUCAUCUACUCCUUCUUCCUGCUUCUGGGGGUGGGCAUCGCCUGCAUCAUGCUGAUGCCCGGCAUGGAGGGGCAGCUCAAGAAGAUUCCAGGCUUUUGUGAGGGAGGAAUUGGAACCUCCAUCCCAGGUGUGAAGGGACACGUGAACUGUGAUGUGCUGGUGGGCUACAAGGCUGUGUACCGUGUGUGCUUUGGCAUGGCCAUGUUCUUCCUCCUCUUCUCUCUCCUCAUGAUCAAGGUUAAGAGCAGCCAAGAUCCACGAGCUUCUGUACACAACGGGUUUUGGUUCUUCAAGUUCGCUGCUGCUACUGCUAUCACUGUCGGAGCGUUCUUCAUUCCAGAGGGUCCUUUUACAACCGUGUGGUUCUACAUUGGCAUGGCUGGCGCUUUCUGUUUCAUUCUGAUUCAGCUGGUGCUUCUUAUCGACUUUGCUCACUCCUGGAAUGAGUCCUGGGUGGAGAAGAUGGAGGAGGGGAACUCUCGCUGCUGGUACGCAGCUCUUCUUACUGCCACAGCCUUGAACUACGCUCUGUCCUUGGUGUGUGUGGUGAUGUUCUACGUGUACUACACCCACACUGAAGGCUGCACUGAGAACAAGGCCUUCAUCAGCGUCAACAUGCUGCUGUGUGUGGGAGCCUCCAUCAUGUCCAUUUUGCCCAAAAUUCAGGAAUCACAGCCCAGGUCUGGUCUCCUGCAGUCCUCCGUCGUCACCCUGUACACUAUGUAUCUGACCUGGUCUGCUAUGACCAAUGAGCCUGACCGCAAAUGCAACCCUAGUCUGCUGGGCAUUAUUGGGCUGAACAGCACCACCCCAGCUGCCCCAGGUCACGUGGUCCAGUGGUGGGAUGCCCAGGGCAUUGUGGGAUUGAUCCUGUUCCUGAUGUGUGUUUUGUAUUCCAGCAUCCGCAAUUCUAACAACGCUCAAGUCAACAAGUUGACGCUGACUAGCGACGAGUCCGCUCUGAUCGAGGACGGUCCAGCGCCGGAGAAUUUCGACGAGGGAGACGGGUCAAACCGGGCCGUGGACAACGAGAAGGAUGGCGUCACGUACAGCUACUCUUUCUUCCACUUCAUGCUCUUCCUGGCCUCUCUUUACAUCAUGAUGACUUUGACCAACUGGUACAGCCCUGACUCCAACUACGAGGCGAUGACCAGCAAGUGGCCUUCGGUAUGGGUGAAGAUCUCGUCCAGCUGGAUCUGUAUCUCUCUGUAUGUCUGGACCCUGGUGGCUCCGCUCGUCCUUACCAACCGCGACUUCGACUGACCGCGCGGAAGAGAGAAGGCUUUACUCUAACCUUGCCCUUCAUCAUUGUGAAUAUCCGCCUGUAAAAGCAGGGCAGGUCGGCUCAUAAUUGUAAAUAAGCUGAAGCUGGUGCAUUCCCCUGUGGUUAAUCCUCAGUUUUGGUGUAACUGUUGCAUGUUAUGUAGUGAUAUUUAUUUGUGCUGUACGUUGUUGUAAGCAGUCAAAAAAUUAGCCAGGCUUGAGUUUUGUAAAGAAGCACAGGAAUAUGUGUACAUCCUAAAGAAAGAUAAAAAAGGAAUCAUUGUAAAAUUUUGAUUUAAGUAGCUUGGGCUUGACAUCUUUACCAUAAUUUAUUCAUGAAGCUGUAGGAGCAAGAUGCGUCAUCUUAUAAAACAAAUUUCCUGUAGCGUGGGCAUAAGAGUUCAGUAUUACAAAUUUAACAAAUAUCAUUGCUAAGUAGAAGUUUAGAUUCGCUGCUUUUUUCCAUUCCUAACACAUUUUUUGCAUCAUUUAGGAUAUCCUUUCCAAAACAUAGGUCAUGUGAAAUACUGUUUUAUUAACACCAGUGUUGGUGCAUGUUAAUGAAUUUCCAGGCUUUUAGUUAGGACUGUAAAACACUACAGUGCUAAUCCUUUUGCAACUUGCACAGGUUAGUGGAGUUUUGAAGUUUUAUUGUGUUUUGAAAUUUUUUGCACUGAUUCAUUGCUUUACAAACUCAUGUUAAGAUGAUAUAAUUUCACAUGUGGAAUUUGCUUCUAUGCCAUGUAGAUGUGUGUGUUACCAGCCUGCUGGAGCUAAUAUUCUAGUAGCUGCUGUUAUGUAACAUUACAGGCGCUGACGUGUGAUGCCUUAGUGUAUUCUUUUUGUCCUUUUGACAUGUGCAUUGUAAUUUAUCUUGUCAAUCAUUAAAGGUUUAAAGCCCCUA